AUGCUGGCCCGGAAGCCUCCAUUUUUCCGCAAAAAAGAGGAUGCUCUGGAAUAUCUAUGUGACUAUAAAGUGCCGGUCGGGCGGGCCCUUUGGUUCUUGAAACUGAUUGCUGUCGGUGGCCAGGGCUGUACCAGUAAUGUCAAUAAACAGAAGAAAUCAACCGGCGACCAACUUGCCUCUGAGCACGCGGCUUUGUUCACCAAAUACGUGAAGUUGAUGCUAAAUCAGAUGAGCGAUAGCGCUAAGCUGGAAUCGAAUAUUGUCUACACCGAUCGAUGGCCACACUUCAUUUGGAUAUGCAAACAUGCCUACGAGGAUGGAAUGAUCGAGAAGCAAGAAUUCCUGAUGGAUCUCUUGGAUAUUUUCAAUGAUCGUUUUGUGCAAUCUCCUGCAAGCACGCAGAAUGGAGUCGUUUGGAAUAGCAGUCAGCCGCAUUUCAAAACUUUGUUCCGCCUCUUUCUUAUGUUUUUUUGCCAAUAUACUGAUCAAUUGACACAAAACAUGGUGUUGGCACGGAGAUGCGCAUUCCUGGUAUGUCGGAGACUCGAGCUCUACCGCGAUGAAGCAGAGCAACGGGAUGGAAGACCGGUGGAUUGCGCAGAAUUAUUCGACGAUAUGCAGCAAUGUAUUCAUCAGCGUGCAAUAAUCCUAAUACUGUGU
This is a messenger RNA of Gongylonema pulchrum, 660 nucleotides long. NCBI's taxonomy places the organism in Eukaryota, Metazoa, Nematoda, Chromadorea, Rhabditida, Gongylonematidae. The record is from the annotation of a GenBank genome assembly.